Molecule: messenger RNA, 1858 nt
Organism: Ceratitis capitata (Mediterranean fruit fly)
Lineage: Eukaryota; Metazoa; Arthropoda; Insecta; Diptera; Tephritidae
Product: scavenger receptor class B member 1
Exons: 5
Coding region: 107-1579 (490 amino acids)
Cellular component (GO): membrane; cytoplasm
Molecular function (GO): scavenger receptor activity
Source: RefSeq, a predicted model, not a curated record
UCCCAUUUGAUUUACCAUUAAAUUAUUAGAAAAUUAAGUACUUUUGAAGUUAUUGUAUUAAUAAGAAGUUUAAUUUUGUAUUAAGUUUUUUUUGCUACAUUAUAAUAUGACUGAAAACAAGUGCUUUUGGUGUAAAGUUGUAACGGUGACUUUGUUGGGUGCAAUGAGCUCCAUUCUGUUUGUACUAUCAUUGAAAGUUGAUUACCAAUGGGUACUAACACAAGAGCACAUUCGUUUUCGCAAGGGCUUUCCCACACAAGGAAAUUGGAUAUCAUCUCCCUAUGGAACUCUGAAGAGCUACCUGUUUAAUGUCACUAAUGGCGAAGCUUUUCUUAAUGGCACCGACUCGAAAAUAAAUGUGCAAGAAAUAGGUCCGAUUGUAUAUCGCAUUAAAGGGAGGAAUGAAAUUUUAAAUCAAAACGACGAUAGUGUGACUUAUCAAAAAUUACGUUAUGACGAAAUAGAAUUCGAUCCGGACGCUAGUUGUGCACCAGAUAUAUUAAAUCAGACUGUUAUUUUACCUAAUUUCAUUUUAUUCGGAACCGCUGCUAAGUUGCAUGAUUGGGUCUUUCUAGUCAGAUAUGCAUUUAACGCCAUUACAGUUAAAGAGCCGGCGCUAAUAAAACAAACUAUAAAUUACUUUCUUUGGAAUUUUACAACACCUGCAUUGAAUUCCCUAUCGAGCUACGUACCAAAUAUUGUUUCGAAUUGUGGAAUGCUCCAUAAUGCGCUUAAAAAGAAGGAAGAAAUAUAUAAUGUGAAAAUAGGAACCAAAAAUGGCAUAGAAAACUUCUUUAAAGUCAACAACCUUAAUAAUAAAACAUAUUUUCCCGAACAAAGUAAUCGUUUAAAAAAUUCAAAGCACGAUUAUCAGUAUUGUCCGAUAGAUUUAGCCGAAACCUUCGACAAUUCGUUGUUUACGCCAUAUUUGGAUCCUCUACGUGAAAUCAAUAUUAUUGCGGGAGAAGCUUGUAGGACUCAUCGAUUAAAUUAUGUAGACAUCGUGAAGCAUUUGGGUUUUACAGGGUAUCGGUUCGCUAUUAAUGACGACUCCGUUGGGUCGAGUUGUUUGGACAACGCCAUGGGGAUAAAACUACAUAAAGGAAUGUUUGAUGUAUCUAAAUGUCUUUUUAACGACGUGCCCUCUGCAUUUUCCCUUCCACACUUUUACGGUUCAUCAUAUAAUUGGAGCGAGCAUUUUGAAGGACUAUCUCCAAACAGAGAGAGCCACGAAGCGACGGUAAUAAUUGAACCUAUUUCGGGCAUACCAAUUGAAGAAAAAUAUAGGUUCCAAUCAAACAUUCCGUUGCCAGAUAUGACUGGCUACAGCAAAGAAUUACAACGAUUUAGUAAAAUGGUUAUUCCUACAUUUUGGUAUGAAUAUGAUCUUGAGGACUUGCCAUCGAUGGUACUUUUUUUGAUGCGAUUCAACAUAUUUAUUGUUCCAAUAGCUCAACCGAUUUGCAUGGGUGUUUUUUUGAUUUUAACGAUAUGGAGUUUUUUUUAUGUGUGUCUAACACUUAAAGGCAUCAAAAUGUCUUAUCUGCUAUAUAAAUUUCGAAGUGAAAAAAAUAAAUAAUAUAUGUGUAAUCUGAUUCUGUUUUAAAAAAGGAACGAAAGCGCAAAAUAUUAAUUAUAUUUAUAAAAUACAUUUCACAGACCAUGGAAUACUUUGAAAAAAUCAAUUUUUUGUUUGCGGUCCACAAUAGUCUUUUGGUUUAGGGUUAUUGUUUCUUAGGUUUAUAAUGAUAUUCGAAUAUUUCAAUUAAAAUAGAUGACCACAUUUUUGGUGCCUGUUAUUGUCGGCUCAUUGCUUCAAUAAACCCUAUCUGUACAAGCCGAAAAAAAUAAUUUUUUC